AUAGCCCGCAUGGUGACGUCUCCUUCCACUCCUGCAUGCCUCCCAACCCAGGCCCAGUCAAAACAAGUUCCAGCGAUUUUUUCCUUCUUUAUAAAAUGUCCAGGAAGCUCAUUAUAACAUUUCUGGUGAUUUUGUGUGCACAAGCUAUCGGCUGGACUCAAAGCAUACACAUCAGAGUGUCCAAGUUCCCUGUUCUAAUAACAUUCAUUUGGGACAACACAACAUCUGCAAUAGAUGUAUUUCAUAGGUCUGACCACAAAAAGAUCGCUGUGUGCAGUAUAAAGUUUGAUAACGAAACAAGGUGCAGUCUAACAAAAGACGAACUAUCCAAGGACUAUGCUGUUUUUGGAGAGCUUAAAAGAACAUACCUUGUGAUUGAAGAAAUGAAAGAAGAAUUAGAAGGACUUUAUUUAUUUAAAGACGCACAUAAUAAAAUAAUUAAUUUCAACAUCACUGUACAACCACAUUUACAAAAUUUCACGGCACAACCUAAGUUCACGGCGCAGCCAAAUUCCACGGCAAGAGGGGAGACAAAAGACAAUAGAAGUGCUUCGCAUACAUACAAUGACAAAAGUGCGGAAGUGUGGAAAACCAUAGCUAUCAUUCUGUUGGUCAUCCUGGUGGUCAUCCUUGUAGGAGGAGGGUGCUACAUCAGAACAAUGAAGAAGCAGAUAGAAGCAACUCAGAGGGCAGCAAGGAUUGUGACUUCAAGGAAUCUGACUCAAGGGCUUGGGACGGGUAUCCAAGAGUCAAGCUGUGGUCUUGGGACAAUGACUACCUCGCAGAACACAAGGAAAGAUGAUGUUUAUCUAGAGCUUGAUGCAAGUAAAGAGGCAGAUGAGAAAUUUAGCCUCCUGGAAUCAAACAAAGAUGCUGAUCAUGCUGUAUCAUUAAAAGCAGGGGGGGACCCAGAUUUGGCUGUGUGACGUGAAGGAGAACAUGAGGAGCAAGAAGAUCAGGUGUGGUAGACAAAAUCAAGCCAAAUCACAUCAAUAGGGCAUUAAGCAACACUUUGACUCAAGGCAAUUUUCACCGUUUUGGACUAUUGUGUUUGCUACUUGUAUGGAUACCUUUGUGUCAGCUUUGGGUAGAGUUAUGAGUAUGUACUUGGACAUGAUAAAAUUUGCAUUAUUGUUUUCAAAUUUGUGUUUUAUGGAAAUAAAUAUUGUCACUUU
Dreissena polymorpha is the source of this 1175-nucleotide messenger RNA. RefSeq lists its product as uncharacterized. The transcript is spliced from 10 exons. Bases 36 to 926 code for a protein of 296 amino acids. NCBI's taxonomy places the organism in Eukaryota, Metazoa, Mollusca, Bivalvia, Myida, Dreissenidae. The record is from RefSeq and is a predicted model, not a curated record.